GUUUCUCCGUUGAUUGCUCGGAUCCGUGAUCGAAUGGUCCCGCGCGUGCUUCAUCAUAAUCACGGCAAGCGGCACGGCAUGUCAAGCAAGAAGAGCCUCCCACCGAUAAGAGGAACGAUCAAGGGAACCUUACACUCACCAAUUCUUCGUCCCUACGAGAAUUACCGCAUCAAAUCGACAUGCCUAUCGUCAGCACUACUAUCGAGAUUGCUGCUGCCCCAGCCAAAGUCCGCGAAAUCUUUCUCGACUUCGACAGCUAUCCCGAAUGGUCUAAGUCCUUCUUUCAGAGCAUCAUUGUCACGCCCCGGAAGACUGGUGAAAUCAAUCAGGGGGAUCAGCUCAAGGUCGUUCUUCCUGGGGCUACGUUCAAGCCGGUCGUCCUGACUAAUACUCCUUCAGUCUUUUGCUGGCGAGGCAGCAUCCCCUACAUAUUCAGCGGGGACCAUUCGUUCCAAUUCAACCCUUCCCAGAGCACCCCCGGACAUACCACCUUUGUCCACGGAGAGGACUUUUCCGGGAUGCUGUCUUUCCUCGUCGGACCGACUUGGUCUAUGGGAAAGUCUACUCGGGACAACUAUGAGAAAUAUAAUGUGGAGUUGAAGGCAAGGGUUGAGGGGAAGUCUUUCUCUGGCUAGGAGUAGGCGGGAAGGGGAACGGGACGGUCGUUAUCUUUUGUAGCUUAUGCGCCUGGCAGAAGAUGGCUUCGCAACGGGGACCAUUCCUUUUUGCUUCUUGUGAAUGGGUUCUCACUAUCUCUCCAAAGCUUCAUGUGCUCAUAUGCCGUGGCAUACUUGUCCUUCGACUACAUCAGCUACGUUAGUACGUUAGUACCC
Molecule: messenger RNA, 833 nt
Organism: Filobasidium floriforme
Lineage: Eukaryota; Fungi; Basidiomycota; Tremellomycetes; Filobasidiales; Filobasidiaceae
Exons: 3
Coding region: 180-635 (151 amino acids)
Source: RefSeq, a predicted model, not a curated record